This is a messenger RNA of Sphaeramia orbicularis (orbiculate cardinalfish), 1310 nucleotides long. RefSeq names its product oocyte zinc finger protein XlCOF15-like. The transcript is spliced from 3 exons. Gene Ontology annotation, cellular component: nucleus. Gene Ontology annotation, biological process: regulation of transcription by RNA polymerase II. The record is from RefSeq and is a predicted model, not a curated record. The coding region runs from base 350 to 1282 and encodes 310 amino acids. NCBI's taxonomy places the organism in Eukaryota, Metazoa, Chordata, Actinopteri, Kurtiformes, Apogonidae. Gene Ontology annotation, molecular function: DNA-binding transcription factor activity, RNA polymerase II-specific; RNA polymerase II cis-regulatory region sequence-specific DNA binding.
CAUGCGCAUCAUUGAGGCUAUAAUGUAUGUGGAAACAGGACGAAAAUGGAAUACUUUAUUUGUAAAUCUUAUGAUCGCAGAUCUCUGACCUGUAUAGUUCUGCAUAUAGUGUUCAUUUAACUCCGUUACUCUGCUGGUUUGCGUCAUUUUCCGUCGUGUUUUGGACGCUCUGAUGCUCAGUCCAGUUUGGGUUGACUGCAGCCUCCUACUGUUGUGUUACUGGUGCAGGUCUACAGGAGACACCUGAGCAGAAGAGGACACAAGACAAGUGUUGUGUGUAUUCUGUUGUCCUCUAAAGGUGUUGUGUGUUUGUAGCCUCAGAGGAAGCAUCAGUGUCUGACCAAGAAACAUGACGUCAACUCAAAAGAAAACUCAGUGCUGUGACGACUGUGGCAAAGAGUUUGUUGCAUUGAAUAAAUUAAAGAUUCAUCAGAGAGUUCACACUGGAGAAAGACCAUUCAGCUGCCAGUUUUGUGACAAAAAAUACAUCACAAACGCACAUCUAAAGAACCACCAGAGAGUUCACACUGGAGAAAGACCAUAUGACUGCGAAUUCUGUGACAAAAAAUUCAAAAGAUCAGGACAACUAAAGAUUCAUCGGAGAAUUCACACGGAUGAGAAACGGUUUACGUGUGAACACUGUGGAAAAAAAUUUGUUACUAAAGGAAAUCUAGACGUUCAUCUGAGAGUUCACACCGGAGAAAGACCAUACGGCUGUGAGGAGUGUGGGAAAACCUUUGUCACAUUAAUUAGCUAUCAGCGACACCAUGACACCCACACUGGAGCGAGGCCUUUCAAAUGUGACCAGUGUGGGAAAACGUUCUCAGUGUUACCCAACCUGAAGAAGCACCAGCUCAUCCACACUGCACCCAAACAACUCUGCUGUCGUGACUGUGGGAAACGGUUCACGCUUCCGGAAAACCUAAGAGUUCACAAACGUAUCCACACCGGAGAGAAGCCGUUCACAUGCGAGUACUGUGGGACCAGUUUUGCCCGGCAGAGUACCUACAAAAUGCACAGGAACGUCCACACCAGAGAAACCACGUACACCUGUAAGCUCUGUGGGAAGGUGUUGGGAUCCUACAGCGGACUGAGGAUUCAUGAACGCAUCCACGCCGGAGACAAACGCUACAAGUGCCAGUACUGUGACAAAGCCUUCAUCAGAUCCACAGACGUCUCUAAACACGAGCGUGUCCACACUGGACACAAACCGUACUGGUGCGACCGCUGCAAGAGGAACUUUGCCAGAUCUUAUGAUGUCAAGUAUCACAGGUGUGUGUGAGGGGAAAGGCCUUUGUGUGUGUCUCAUC